CAAAAGGCUACGUCAUUUUGUGUCAGAAUAACGAUCGUCAUCUUUGUGCUUCGAGUGAAAAACUAAAAUCAUAUAAGAGUUAAUUUCUAUUGUGAACUAAUUUUUCAAAAGUUUCUACAUUUAGUACAUAUUCAUUAAUAAAAAAUGGCCGAAAACAAAAAUCCAGAGGAUUUGGCCACCGCAAUUCUCCGUAAGAAAGAUCGUCCAAAUAGACUUUUGGUUGAAGAAGCAGUUAACGAUGAUAAUUCCGUGGUUGCUUUGUCACAAGCAAAAAUGGAUGAACUACAACUUUUCAGAGGAGACACAGUCUUAUUGAAGGGCAAGCGAAGGAAAGAAACUGUUUGUAUAGUAUUAUCUGACGACACAUGUAGCGACGAAAAAAUUCGUAUGAAUAGAAAUGUUAGAAAUAAUUUAAGAGUUAGGCUAUCAGAUGUAGUUUCUAUCCAAGCUUGCCCUGAUGUAAAGUAUGGCAAGAGAAUUCAUGUACUUCCCAUAGAUGAUACAGUGGAAGGACUUACAGGAAAUCUCUUUGAAGUAUACCUGAAACCCUACUUUCUGGAGGCCUAUCGACCAAUACACAAAGAUGACGUAUUCGUUGUACGUGGAGGAAUGAGAGCCGUUGAAUUCAAAGUCGUCGAGACAGAUCCCGCUCCGUACUGCAUAGUGGCUCCAGAUACAGUCAUUCAUUGUGAUGGAGAUCCAAUCAAGCGCGAAGAGGAAGAAGAAGCUCUUAACGCUGUUGGAUACGACGACAUCGGAGGUUGUAGAAAACAGCUCGCUCAAAUCAAAGAAAUGGUAGAGUUACCACUGAGACAUCCCAGUCUUUUCAAGGCUAUUGGAGUUAAACCACCUAGAGGUAUCUUACUGUACGGUCCACCGGGUACUGGUAAGACACUCAUUGCACGUGCAGUAGCCAACGAAACAGGAGCUUUCUUCUUCUUGAUUAAUGGUCCUGAAAUUAUGAGCAAAUUGGCCGGUGAAUCCGAAAGCAAUCUUCGUAAAGCCUUUGAGGAAGCCGACAAGAACUCCCCAGCUAUUAUUUUCAUUGAUGAAUUGGAUGCUAUCGCUCCCAAAAGAGAGAAAACACACGGAGAGGUUGAACGUCGUAUAGUAUCCCAACUUUUAACUUUGAUGGACGGUAUGAAGAAGAGUUCCCACGUUAUCGUUAUGGCCGCUACUAACAGACCAAACUCAAUCGAUCCAGCUUUACGUAGAUUCGGAAGAUUCGACAGGGAAAUCGAUAUUGGAAUUCCAGAUGCAACUGGCAGACUUGAAGUUUUACGUAUUCAUACCAAGAACAUGAAAUUGGCCGAUGAUGUCGACUUGGAACAGAUCGCUGCGGAAACUCAUGGUCACGUAGGUGCCGAUUUAGCUUCGCUAUGUUCGGAAGCAGCCCUUCAACAAAUUAGAGAAAAAAUGGACCUCAUUGACCUCGAAGACGACCAAAUUGACGCAGAAGUCCUAAACUCACUGGCAGUUACCAUGGAAAACUUCCGUUACGCCAUGACGAAGAGCAGCCCAAGUGCUUUACGUGAGACCAUAGUAGAAGUGCCAAACGUCACUUGGGACGAUAUCGGAGGAUUGGCUAAUGUCAAGAAAGAAUUGCAAGAAUUGGUGCAAUAUCCAGUUGAACAUCCAGACAAGUUCCUUAAGUUCGGUAUGCAGCCGUCCAGAGGAGUGUUGUUCUAUGGACCGCCUGGUUGCGGUAAAACGUUAUUAGCGAAGGCUAUUGCCAAUGAAUGCCAAGCCAACUUUAUCUCAGUUAAAGGACCAGAGUUGCUUACUAUGUGGUUUGGUGAAUCUGAAGCAAACGUCAGAGAUAUCUUCGACAAGGCUCGAUCUGCAGCACCUUGUGUACUAUUCUUCGACGAAUUAGAUUCAAUUGCUAAAUCGCGUGGUGGAAAUGUAGGUGACGCCGGUGGUGCAGCCGACAGAGUUAUUAAUCAAAUUCUAACAGAAAUGGACGGUAUGGGAGCCAAAAAGAAUGUGUUUAUUAUCGGUGCUACAAACAGGCCAGAUAUUAUCGAUCCUGCAAUAUUGCGUCCAGGUCGUCUCGAUCAGUUGAUCUACAUCCCUCUGCCCGACGAGAAAUCUAGAGAAGCAAUCUUCAAAGCCAACUUGAGGAAAUCGCCUGUAGCCAAAGACGUAGAUCUUGUAUACAUCGCUAAAGUAACUCAUGGUUUUUCUGGUGCCGAUUUGACUGAAAUCUGCCAGAGAGCUUGCAAACUUGCCAUCAGGCAAAGCAUCGAAACCGAAAUUAGGAGGGAAAGAGAAAGGGCAUUGAAUCCCAAUGUUGCUAUGGAUUUGGACGAUGACGAUCCAGUCCCAGAAAUUACCAGGGCUCACUUCGAGGAGGCCAUGCGUUUCGCCAGACGUUCCGUUUCAGACAACGACAUCAGAAAAUAUGAGAUGUUCGCCCAGACCUUGCAGCAAUCUCGCGGAUUCGGUACCAACUUCCGUUUCCCGACAGCAGCCGGUGGACCUGCAGCUCCCGGAGGCACCGCAGGGGAUCAGGCCAACUUCCAGGACGAUCCUGAAGAUGAUCUGUAUAGUUAAAUGUUUCAGGUGGGCUCAAUAAGCACCAACUUUCAAUUUUAUUUUUCAUUUUUGUAUUUAUUUACAGUAACUCCUCAGUUUGCUAACAAUAUUACAUUGUUAAGGCAUUCAUAUGUUGUUUAAUAUAAUAGUUUUGGAAUAUAAUUACAAGUUUGUCUAA
Diabrotica balteata is the source of this 2716-nucleotide messenger RNA. NCBI's taxonomy places the organism in Eukaryota, Metazoa, Arthropoda, Insecta, Coleoptera, Chrysomelidae. The record is from the annotation of a GenBank genome assembly.